Messenger RNA from Hirundo rustica (Barn swallow), 2556 nucleotides. RefSeq names its product coiled-coil domain containing 148 (gene CCDC148). The coding region runs from base 333 to 2150 and encodes 605 amino acids. The record is from RefSeq and is a predicted model, not a curated record. NCBI's taxonomy places the organism in Eukaryota, Metazoa, Chordata, Aves, Passeriformes, Hirundinidae. The transcript has 15 exons.
UUCAUUCUGUCUGGUAUUAUUUGUACCCUCAUUGCUGGUUUGUUUUGGCACCCUGAGUAGCCAAUACAUUAUCAAAUUGACUGCUGUGUGUUCCGGUGCAGCAAUCCUGUCCAACACAGGCUGUGGAAAGGCACCCUAUUGUAACUUUGCAAUGCAAUGGGCUGCAUGGAGGGUGACUCUUUGAUUUCUUACUGCUUUAUCUGAUACUGGCCUUUGCCAAAUACACGUCUUAAUUCUUACACAGUUUUUAGAAUCAGCAACAAAGAAGUACAGUUUCUUUUUAGUCACCUUCUUCUGGAUGUGGCUUGCAGCAGGUAUAAAAAUACGUACAAAUGGGUGAACUGGACCAUGGAACAUUGCUUUCAGGUCAUAGGAUUGGCGGUGGAGACAAUUUGGUGGCUCCUGCAAGAAAUGCUCUUUGCAGUCAGAAGUACAAACCUGUUGACUACAAACAUCUGUAUGGACUUGCUGAAGAGGCAAAAAUGGCCUCUGCACAAAUUCAGUUAAAGAUUAAAAAAGCAGAGCAAGUUUCAAAAAUUAGCAAAGAGCAAAUGCUGCUGAAACAGCAUCGUCAGGUGUGGUGGCAAGAGCAUAAAAGACUGAGUGAGAGCAGGCAAAAAGCAGAAGAAGAAAUGAAGAGUUUUCUUGAUGAAGAAAGCCAUAAGAGCAACUUUUUUUUUGAUUUGAGGGACUUGGAGCAGAAGCUGUCCAAGGAGCGGGAUGCUUAUCAAACAGAUGCUUUCGUUCCUGUCUGGCAGCUAAAGGAGGAUUUGAAACUCAAGCUGGCUAAAAUGCAGCGCUGUCUCUCAAAGGAAUCUUGUCAGAAACCCGAGAUCAGUUCAGCUGAGGAGUUACAGCAGAUCAAGUUUAUGAAGAAGCAACAGAAGGCAAUUUUGGAAGGUCUCAUCCUUGAAAGUCUGGCUUUGGAAAGAGAGCUUGAAGAGUACAAAGAAAAUGCACUAGUGCCCUCUUCUGAAGAGAAAACCGGAGUUUUCCUUGAAGUUCCUCCCGAGCUGCUGUCUCUGGAAUGCCCGUACCCUGACCUGAAGGCCUCGGUGAUGGAGGAGUACCAGGAGCUGGCCAGGGCCUACUGGGCAAAGCUUCAGGAGGUGGAUCAGCAGCUGGAGGCUUUAUCGAGGAACAGUGACUGGAAGGAAGAAGAUCAGUGGGUUUUCCAGACUGUUAUCAAUCAGUACCCAAGUGAUCUUCAGAGGAGGAGGACUUUGUACCUGGAUAUGCUGCAGAGGUAUCUUCCCCACAAAUCCAGGGAGGAGCUGGUUGUUCAUGAGCAGGCUUGGGAUCAUUGCCAUUCCAUCAGGAAGCAGCGCAGAGUGCUGCUGUUAACCUGGGCUCAGCUCAGGAAAGCCUUUGUCCUCAGGGCAGUGGCAGCUGCUGCUGAAGCUGCUGCUGCUCACGAGGCAGAAGUGGCGCUGGCUGAUUCCAGGCAAAAGCAACUGGACAUCUGUGCUGAUCUGAAAGCAAAGGUUCUACAGUGGAAAGCACAGCAGGAAGAAGCUGCUAAACUAGAAGCUGCUGUAGCUGCCAGAAGAAAGGAAAAGGAAGAUGAGAGAGAAAGGCUGAAGAGAGAACAGGAAACCAUUCGUAGAACUCAGGAUAAAGAGAAACUGAAAAAAUACUGGGCUGAGAAAGAGCUAAAGUGGCAAGAACAGGAGGAGAGAGAUCUACAGCGUCUGGAGGAAUUGAGAAAAUUAAUGGCUGAACAAGCAGCCAAAGACAGAGAAAGGGUGCAGUUCCGACAAGCCCUGCUGGAGAAGCGGCUGCAGGAGAGGAAGGAGCUGGCGCUGCUGCGGGUGUGGCAGGAGCAGGAGAAGGAGAAGCGCCUGGAAGCGCUCCGGCAGCAGGUUGCCAUUGUUGCGAAAUUCGAUCCAGCCAGAGCAGUGGCUGACACGGUGGCGUCCAAAGCUCGGAUGGGCAUCGGGACCAAGGAGGAGUUUGAGCUGCAGCGGCCCCUGUUCAGGCUGCACACCUACAGUGAAGAGCAGGUCAUUUCUGACCCCAGGCUCCGUGUCGAGCUCGCUCUCCGAGAAGCUGGACUGCACAAAACACUUUAUGCAAGAGAGGUUUUGUCAAAACUUCCACCACCGAAGCUUCCAAGGAGAGACAUGGAAUCUACAGCUUUUGAAAUGUAGAGCACCUCUCAUCUGAGGGGCAGAGGGGCAUCAGGGGUCUGGUCUGGCCCAGAGUAUGCAAACCUUAAACAAAUUCCCUUUGGUUGUGUCCUAGAACUGCUCGGUUCCCUGCAUGUGCAGCCAUUCUAGAGCACUGCAAGCCUUUCUGAGCUGCAUUUCACCUUCCAGCUGCCUGGUGCAGGUCCUGAGAGCUGGGGUGUGUGCUGGUGUAGUGAUUGCCCAUGUCCCCUCCCUCUGGGAGCCGGGACACCUUGCUAAAGGACUCCUACACACAGCCCAGGCCAACCUGAUGUGCAGCACCUUGAGCAGGAAUUCUUGCGACUGAAUUGGCAGCAGAAGCCCAAAAUAACUUUGCACAGCAGUUACUUUAGAUUUUAUGUUACAUGAAUAAAUCCCACAAUUUUCU